Messenger RNA from Pogona vitticeps (central bearded dragon), 4546 nucleotides. RefSeq lists its product as uncharacterized. The record is from RefSeq and is a predicted model, not a curated record. Gene Ontology annotation, biological process: regulation of DNA-templated transcription. Gene Ontology annotation, molecular function: DNA-binding transcription factor activity, RNA polymerase II-specific; RNA polymerase II cis-regulatory region sequence-specific DNA binding. NCBI's taxonomy places the organism in Eukaryota, Metazoa, Chordata, Lepidosauria, Squamata, Agamidae.
GGCAGGUAAGAGAGAGGAAGAGGCGGGAUCUUUCUCCGGAAACGGUCAUUCCCCCACAAGUCCGUCCUUCUUCAGAGGCGGCAACCUGAAGGACUUGAAGCCACAUUUUUUUCUGGACUACAACUCCCAUCUGUUUUAGAUUUUUGCUGUCAGUAGUCUGAAAACGUAACUUUGCCAUGCUUUGUGGCCACCAGAUAUCCAGAUCUCCAAAACUGCCCUUUACCUUUAACUUUACUAUAAUUCCCAGAAUCCCUACCAAGUUGGCCCGGGGACUGGAAUGAUGGGAGUUGUGGUCUGGAACAGAUCUUCCUAUCAAGAAAUGGGAUACCUUAUCUUUUGGAACUAUAACCUUGGUGGCCCUGCUGGCUGGGGAUUCUAGGACUUGUAGUGGGGAUAAGAAACAAAGCUCUGAGCCCCUCCGGCCUGUGGACCACGUUUGCCAGAAGGACCUCGGCGGGUGGCUGGGCCGGAAAGGAACGGCGUUACAUUCCUGAAAGGGGAACGGAGCUGGGCUGGACGGGCGAAGGGAGCAGCUCCUCUACAGAGACUUUUCUUCCUCUCUCUGGCAGGGCGAAGGCUUUCUUCUCCCUCCCGAGGUCUGCAGGAAAAAUGUUGGAGAGAAGAAAUGGACAAGGUGGACAUCAAGUACCAGAGGAAGGGGUUGAAUGUUUUGAUGCCAAAGAGGAGGUUGAGAAUCAAGAUGGAAACAGGAAUCUUGGAGGAAAUCAAGUAGAUGAGCAGAUGGAUAUAUCCAUGGCUUGUCCAGAGGAUGUCCAUCAGAAAAUAUCCGAGGGAGAGCGAAGCCAUGAGUGCCCCAAGUGUAGGAAAACCUUUACCCAUAAAUCAGCUCUAGAUCGCCAUGAGAAAGUUCACAAAGGGGAGAAACCAUUUACAUGCCUGGAGUGUGGAAAGAGUUUCAGUCAGUCUGCAAACCUUGCUAAACAUCUCAGUAUCCACACAGGUGAGAAACCAUUUGAAUGCUUGGAGUGUGGGAAAACCUUUAGACUGAGAGAAAUUCUUAUUAUUCAUGAACGAACUCACUCAGGAGAGAAGCAGUUUGAAUGUCUGGAGUGUGGAAAAAGCUUCUGUCACCGUGCAGCCCUUGUUAGGCAUCACAGGACUCAUACAGGUGAGAAGCCAUUUAAAUGUCUGGAGUGCGGAAAGAGUUUCAGUCAAUCUGGAAACCUUGCUACACACCUCAGGACCCACACAGGUGAGAAGCCAUGUGAAUGUCUAGAGUGUGGGAAAACCUUUGGACAGAGAUCACAUCUUACAACCCAUGAAAGAAUUCAUUCAGGGGAGAAGCCAUUUACAUGUCUGGAGUGUGGAAAGAGUUUCAGUCAACGUUGGAGCCUUGCUACACAUCACAGAACCCACACAGGCGAGAAGCCAUUUGAAUGCCUGGAGUGUGGUAAAACCUUUGGACUGAAAGCACAUCUUAUAUCUCAUGAAAGAAUUCACUCAGGCGAAAAGCCAUUUGAAUGCCUGGAGUGUGGUAAGACCUUUGGACUAAAAGCACAUCUUAUAUCCCAUGAAAGAACUCACUCAGGGGAGAAGCCAUUUAAAUGUCUGGAGUGUGGGAAAAGCUUCAGUCACCGUGGAGACAUUGCUAGACAUCACAGGUCCCACACGGGUGAGAAGCCAUUUAAAUGUCUGGAGUGUGGAAAGAGUUUCAGUCAGAGUGCAAACCUUGCUACACACUUUAGGAGCCACACAGGAGAGAAGCCAUUUGAAUGCCAGGAGUGUGGAAAGACCUUUCGACUAAAAAUAUCCUUCACUAAUCAUCAAAGAAUUCACAGAGGGGAGAAACCAUACAAAUAUGUGGCAUGUAGAAAGAACAUCAGUCAAAGUGUAAAGUUAUUUAAAUGUCUGGAAUGUGGAAAGGAAUUCAAGAGGCAUGCAAACCUCACCUUACACCAAAGAAUUCACACUGGGGAGAAACCGUACACAUGUUUCGAUUGUGGAAAGACCUUCAGCAGGAGCACAAGCCUCACUUACCACCAAAGAGUUCAUACUGGGGAGAAACCAUUUGACUGCCUGGUGUGUGGAAAAACCUUCAGACUGAGGGCAGUCCUUAUAGUCCAUCAAAGAACCCACACAGGGGAGAAGCCAUUUAAAUGUCUAGUGUGUGGAAAGACUUUUAGCCAGAGCACAAACCUGACGUCUCAUCAAAGAAUCCACACAGGGGAGAAACCGUUUGAAUGUCUGGAGUGUGGAAAAGCCUUUAGAGUGAAAACACUGCUUACGGACCAUCAAAGAAUCCACACAGGGGAGAGACCAUUUAAAUGUUUGGAGUGUGGAAAAGCUUUCCGUCUGAAAGAAAAUCUUUCUUCUCAUCAUAGCAUCCACACAGGUGAAAAACCAUUUGAAUGCCAGGAUUGUGGGAAAACUUUCAGGAAAAAAAGUGGUCUCAUUUCCCAUGAAAAAAUUCACAUUGGGGAGAAACCUUAUGAAUGUCUUGAGUGUGGAAAAAGCUUCAUUUGUGGUGUCGAUCUUAUUAAACAUAAGUGUACCCACAAGGGGCAGAAAUCCUUUAAGUGUCUGAAGCGUGGAAGGCAUUUCAGUCAAAAGUCAAGAUUUGCUAUCCAUCAAACCAUCCACAAAGAAAAGAAACCAUUUAAGUGUCCAGAAUGUGGAAAGGCCUUCAGACUGAAGUCUCAUCUUGAGGUGCACUGUAGAACUCACAUUGCAGAGAAAAGUUAUAAAUGCCCCGAGUGUGGAAAAAGCAUAAAGUCAGCUCAUACCCUUAGAAUAUAUAAAAGAGUUCAUACAGGGGAGAAACCCUUUAAGUGGCAGGAGAGUGGAAAGAAGUUCCGUCAGAGAGGUAAACUUACUAUGUGUUACAGAAUCCACACAGGGAAGCAGCCCUUUAAAUGUCUGGAGUGCGGAAAGAGCUUCAAUUGAAGGCAUCACCUUCAUUCUCUUUAAAGGAUAUAGAGGAGAGAAGUUGUUUAAAUGCAUCCACCCCUGUUGCAACACUCCAUGUAGGGCUGGAUACCUUCAGUUAUCCUGAUGAGUUGUAGAAGACAAAGAUGGAGAGUCAAACGGGAACAGAAAAUAGAGAAUGGAUGGUAGAUGGUGGUGGCAUUUUUAAUCUCAUAGAAGGAAACCUUAUGAACUGUUAUGAGUUAUUGUUGGAAAAUUACCUUCUGGGUUAAUAAAUACAGUACUGUUGAUUUGAAAUGUUCUGCAUACUCAUGCCUGAAUCUAGGAGAGGAGGAAGACAUUGGUGGUCCCAAGGGGACUGGAAGAACAAAAUAGAUACUAGCAGCAGGAGGGGUCACAAUUACUGAUUACAACAAUAAUCAUAUUUUGGUUAUGUAGUUGAAAUUCCUUGAUAACCCCCUUUAAAAUAUGAGGAGGGCAUUUGCUGGAAUCAAAGUUCUGUAAAAGCAUCAAGUGCCUCAAAAUAGUAUGGUGUUGCAUGAUUAACUUGGAAGUUGAUACCAAACAGAGAAUGAUGACCUGACAAUGGCAGGGCUAUCUUGGUUAGAAUUGGAAUCAAAGAUCCAAUUGCUAAGAGCAGGAGAACCGAGAUAGAGAAACCUUUCCAUAGAAAAAUUGUAGGCCCUUAACUUAUCACAAGACUGCUGCACCCAUCCUCCAGUCUGUGGAUACUUCAGCUAGCAACACUUCGUCAAUGGUUCUCCAAACCACUGUAGAGACAUUUUAAUUGGAUCUGGUUCCAGUAUUAACAACAGUACAGUAUUAAAAUUGCCAAAGACGUCUGAUACAUGUUUGUGAAUUCCACAUGGGGCAUCAGGCUGGGCUCCAGAGGUAAGAGUGGCACAGUAGAUAGAUGUUUCACAGCUCAUGUACAUGCAGCGUUCUGUUAAAGUUUCAAAAUGGGGGUGCAGGCUCAUGUCAGAUGUGCAGAUUUGUGGAUUCAGAUGUCUCUCCCAAUCUUGAAAAAGUUGCCAGUUGUUCAGUGCCCCCCACCAGCCUUAUAUGGAAAUACAUGGUCUCUUUUUGGUUGGAGGCUGAGACACACUGAAAUGAGGGAAACCUCAUAUCGGGGGGGGGGGGGUAUGACAUAAAAUUUAUUCUGUAUACUAGGUGAGCUGACUGCAGCCAAAUUAAGACUGGGCAUGUUUAAACGCCACAUUUUAAGAAAGGUAUCAACAAAAAUGUAGGAGAAAGAAUAAAAUUUUAUUUAUUUACUGUAUUUAUGUCUGAUCCCUAAAUUUAUUUGUGCUCUUGGCAGAAUGGAAAAGAAAAAAUGGAAAAGUUCUUUGCAGUGAAUUCAUCCUGGGAUCCAGGCAGGAUUAGCUCCAAAAUCCAUGCCCAGCAAUUUAAUUAAUGCUGAAACAAAAUAGUAGUUUUCUUCUGAAGCUAUCUAGAUUUUCACUCCCACAGAAUACAUUGUUUUACUCGCAAAACUUGUUGACAGGAGCAAAUGAUGAUUUUGGAAGAGCUGGCAUGUCAAGCUUACUCUCCUGUCUGCUUUUAAUGUGACUGUGUAUAUACUGUAUAUUGUGUUUUCUUUGUCUUGUAAUGUUCUUACUGAGUGAAUGAAAAACACAUCGCCUUACUCUUUAUGAGAAUA